Eremothecium cymbalariae DBVPG#7215 is the source of this 1254-nucleotide messenger RNA. It is a transcript of the gene RIO2, whose product is annotated as protein kinase RIO2. The coding region runs from base 1 to 1254 and encodes 417 amino acids. Lineage: Eukaryota; Fungi; Ascomycota; Saccharomycetes; Saccharomycetales; Saccharomycetaceae. Gene Ontology annotation, biological process: maturation of SSU-rRNA; protein phosphorylation. The transcript has a single exon. Gene Ontology annotation, molecular function: ATP binding; protein serine/threonine kinase activity. The record is from RefSeq and is a predicted model, not a curated record. Gene Ontology annotation, cellular component: preribosome, small subunit precursor; cytosol; nucleus.
AUGAAAUUAGAUACUAGUCAUAUGAGAUAUCUUACAGCAGACGAUUUUAAAGUCUUGCAGGCUGUUGAACAAGGUGCCCGUAACCAUGAGUUAGUUCCAACACAAUUAAUUCACCAACUAUCCGGGAUGAGGUCUAUAUCAGGUACUAAUCGUGCGAUUAGCGACUUAGCUAAACUGAAACUUGUUUCUAAGCUACGUAAUGCCAAAUAUGAUGGUUAUUGCUUAACUUAUAAUGGAAUGGAUUACUUAGCAUUGAAGUCCUUACUGAACAAAAAUGCUCUUUAUUCUGUUGGUAACACUAUCGGUGUUGGUAAAGAAUCCGAUAUCUAUCAGGUCAGCACUUCAACUUCAGAAGCCUUGGUGAUGAAAAUUCAUAGGCUAGGAAGGACUUCGUUUCACACAGUUAAGAAUAAUAGAGAUUAUUUGAAGCGGGGUCAGAGUGCUAGCUGGAUGCAUUUAUCAAGUUUAGCUGCGAACAAAGAAUACCAAUUUAUGAAUUUGCUGUACAGCAAGGGUUUCAAGGUUCCCAGACCGUAUGAUAACUCUAGACAUAUUAUUUUGAUGGAAUAUAUUAAGGGUUACCCUAUGAGACGUUUGAGAGAACAUAAAGAUUUGCCACGGUUAUAUAGUGAGUUGAUGAAAUUUAUCGUACAAUUAGGUAACCAUGGUUUAAUUCACUGUGAUUUCAACGAAUUUAAUAUAAUGAUUAAAGAUAAAACUGAUGGUCCGGAUGAUCUGGGUUUUAUUGUUAUUGAUUUCCCACAAUGUAUAUCCAUUCAGCAUAAAGAUGCGGAAUACUAUUUCCAAAGAGAUGUUGAGUGCAUUAGAAGAUUCUUUAAAAAAAAAUUAAAAUAUGAACCCAUAAAAGAUUCUACGUUUCUUGAUAUGGAUGGUUUUGGUGAUGGUUAUAAGUAUCCAUAUCCAGUGUUUAGUAGAGAUGUGCGGAGAAGUGAUAAUCUGGAUGAACUUCUUCAAGCAUCGGGAUUCAGCAAAAAGCAUCCAGGUGAUAGAGAUUUGGAGUCAAGCAUGGAUACAAUGAGAAACGCUACAUAUAGUGAUGAUGAGCGCAGUGAUGCUGAAUGCGAUGAUAUUGAUGAGGAUUCCGAUUGUUAUAAUGAAAUUUAUUCUGAGGAGCUUGAAUCUUCGGGAGAUGAAGAUCAUGCUGAAGAAAAUGAACGCAUAAUUGAAGCUCUAUCAACUGGCCUAGGUAAUUUAAAGAUGGAUAACUUAGGAAACUAUAUUUUGGAAGAAUAG